Messenger RNA from Drosophila novamexicana, 1339 nucleotides. RefSeq names its product 39S ribosomal protein L37, mitochondrial (gene mRpL37). Gene Ontology annotation, molecular function: structural constituent of ribosome. Lineage: Eukaryota; Metazoa; Arthropoda; Insecta; Diptera; Drosophilidae. Gene Ontology annotation, cellular component: ribosome; mitochondrion. The transcript is spliced from 4 exons. The coding region runs from base 75 to 1304 and encodes 409 amino acids. The record is from RefSeq and is a predicted model, not a curated record. Gene Ontology annotation, biological process: translation.
AUUGAUAAAAUCAGCUGGUAUAAUUUCAUAACCCUACGCUGUGAGAUUUGUAUAUUUUGACAUAAAACAUAAAAAUGCGGCUUACAAAUAAAUUAUAUGCACAACAUAUUGGUUGGCAUUUUAAAAAGCACUGGCAGGUUCAAGGAAGGCGCGUGCCGAAGGAGACAGGUGCUGCCGCUGAGCUUCUGAAAAUGGGAAUUCAAUUAAAAACGCCGGAGGAAGUGCUGAAUCCACCAAUAGAGUUCCAGUCUGUUGACAUUGUUGGAGCAGUCCGGAAGCCGAUUUCUGAAGACCAAUCUCAUCCAAACUGGCAUUCAACCGCGUGCCAUCGCUUUGGGGAUAACAAUGUGCUACUUGGUGGAUUGCCGCAAGCCCAAGUGCUGACAAAUACGAUUGAAAUAAAUAGUUUUCCACAAAAAAUAGAGGAUGCUAUACUAAGCGGACAGUAUUCAAAGGUCGUUGAUCGAAAUGUUCAAAAUGCUAUAUUUUCAUCCCAUUUGCUGGAUGCGCAACAAGUGAAACUGCCAAAGACACGACUAAUUGAUCGACCAGCAUAUGUUUUACCACGCCUUUACGGAAUCUCCCACGAAAGACGCAAUCGCCUCGUAAUAAACAAGCUUCUGUUUGAAAUCGAGAAAUUAUGUGGCCGCUCUGUGACUUUGAGUCGGAAGCUAACUGAUUAUGUCACAUUUCAAACUUCAUUAUCUAAGGACAAUGAUUUACUCGCAUUUACAAUUAGUGGAGAUAAAUUAAUAAGCUCCACCCGUGCUUUGGAUGCUGUUAAGGGUAAAUUUAAUGGAGAAUUACCAGAUUUGUAUCCGGUCAAGUGCACAGUUUCAAUGCAAAAGCAGCACAUAUACACGGAGAAAAAUUUCUAUCCAAUUCGCUCAGAAAUAAGCUGCUCCCAUCCACAUACAAUUAUAACGUUUUUUGAUAAAACAAUUGUGAAUAACGUACACGGUGCUGAUGUAACAAAAAGUCAAUUUUAUGGACGUACUAUGCUGAAGGCUUUUAUUGCAGCUGUAGCCCGCGCUAAACAGUUGCACGGUGGUUCUGCCAAAGGGGAUCUUCAGAAACCUAUUGUUGUACAAUGCGUGCAGACGGACGGAAGAGUGUUUCAUUUUGGGGUGUUCCAACUUAACACUCUUAAUCUAAACUCUAACAGCACAACGAAAAACUAUUGGUUCCAUCGACAAAGUGUAGAAUUGUUUACGGAAUGUUGUUAUAAAUCUGGAAGACCACAUAUAGAGGGGUUCAACAGCGAACCUUUUUAUAUAUUAAACGCGUUUUAUCACAACGUUUAAGUAUAACCUUAACUUCCUUUCAACAAAUAAAUAUU